UUCAAAAUAAACUAUGUUAUUAUUGCGGAGCACGUUGUAAAAAUGUCAAGUAACGAAAAAGAAAAUCGUCCGGAAUCGGACGAUCGUGCCAUACAAGUGACGAAUUGCACAAUAUACGUCGGACGUGUACGAAUUGUCAUUGAUCCGCGACUCAAUGCCGAUGUUGCCGGUAUUGUCGAGACACGUGUAACCGAAGAUAAUGAUUUGACGGCCUCGAAUACGCCUCCAAAACAGUCAGAUUUCGUUGGUGUUCGCAGCACAAAGCCACGCAGCCAGCGUCAAUCUAUCACAACGGCGUACGCAGCUCGACCAAAAACAACAAAGGUCGGACCCACAAGUAGGCAGUCGGCCUGUCUGCGGCCGGCCACCUCGCAACUUUCGUGUUGUCUCCAUGGAGGUGGUCGGUGUAAUUAUGAGGCAAGGUUUGGCGCCGGAAGUGAUAAUUAUAUCGCCGGAAUUGACGACUGUAACGACUCGGCCAAGAACGGUUAUUCAUCGCGCAGGAACAUCAACGGACGUUCGCCGAUCUGGGGAACCCAGAAUGGCGGCCGAUUGUCUCCGCUGAGGUUGGUAACGAGAGACCAAAGUGUCGUGAUGUUUGACCGGUCCACGGAGUCCAGGACACCUGUGCCACGCCCGAGCCAGCCCAAACCGCCCGUGAGACAGGAUAUGCCUGUGGAAUUGUACGCCGGUUCCAGGCUGCCCGUGCCCGUUCGAUCGGGACGGGUGACAGCACGGAUUCCCCGUAUCGAUCGGGCUGGCGACGGGUGGUCGCUGUCGCGAAAUGAUGGUCAAAAUAGCCGUCGGUGUGCCACUGCCGAUAUCCCGCCCCACACAGACGAUGGAAUAAAUGGCCGUGAGUGUGCUUCUGCCGAUAAACCGCAUGACACCGACGACCGACCCCAUGACACCAAUGACAAACCAAACGACACCGACGAUAUGCAACAUGGCUCCGCUGAUGGACCUCAUGACACCGAUGGCAGGCAGAACACCACCGAGGGGCCACACGACACCGAUGACAUUCGGUAUGACUCCGUUGAUGGGUCACGCGACACCGAUGACAAGCAUAAAGACACUACUGAAGGGCCACAUGACAUCGAUGGCAGGCAGAAUGACGUCGUUGACUUGCUUGACCACGAUGACACGGCUGUCGUGCCCAUACAGCCGUCCAUGGGCAUCGACGAGUCGGCCGCGAGCAUGACGUCGGAACAAUGGUCCUCUUUGUGCUCUUUGCAGGCGCUGGACGACAUGAGCUUGACGGGUUCUCAACCGGUGGUUGUCAACACCGACAGCCUGUCUGACGCGUCUGACCACUCGGCCCUGCAGCUUGUCAGCCAAAACGAGUUCGGCGACCAGAGCGUUUCACUGUUCCCCGACGAUCUACUGGUAUGA
This is a messenger RNA of Myzus persicae (green peach aphid), 1392 nucleotides long. RefSeq lists its product as uncharacterized. Lineage: Eukaryota; Metazoa; Arthropoda; Insecta; Hemiptera; Aphididae. The record is from RefSeq and is a predicted model, not a curated record. The coding region runs from base 43 to 1392 and encodes 449 amino acids. The transcript is spliced from 2 exons.